Messenger RNA from Sebastes umbrosus (honeycomb rockfish), 4678 nucleotides. RefSeq names its product T-complex protein 11 homolog. Gene Ontology annotation, cellular component: sperm flagellum; acrosomal vesicle. Bases 155 to 1612 code for a protein of 485 amino acids. The record is from RefSeq and is a predicted model, not a curated record. Gene Ontology annotation, biological process: regulation of sperm capacitation. The transcript has 10 exons. NCBI's taxonomy places the organism in Eukaryota, Metazoa, Chordata, Actinopteri, Perciformes, Sebastidae.
GGUGGGUGUUGCAGACUGACUGUAGGAGACUGUAAACACCAGAAACAUUAACAGAGUUACAGUUUCUGUAACUUUUCUCUUAGUAAACUCGCGUUUUUCAUAUUUUUAAGUCUUAAUAAAUUCACUGAAAUACCAACGACAGACUUUUGCUGAAAUGCCAAAUCAAAGAGAUGAGGAUGCUGAUGAUUCCCCUGCUGACCUUCCCUGUCUGGAAAAACUUGACUCUCCCACAGGGAGCCCACCCACCGCCUCAUUAUCCAGUCUGAUGGAGCUGGAAAAUUGUGUUUCCAACCUGAACCUCGCACAUGAGAUAGUGCUGAAUGGAGACUUCUGCUUCAAACACAGGAGCCCUCCUACAGACAGCCUGGAGGGCAGAGUGACGGAGAUCGUUCACCGGGCGUUUUGGGACAGUCUUCAAGAGCAGCUGAACAGCGAUCCUCCAAACUACAGCCAUGCUGUCAUUCUGCUCCAGGAAGUCAAGACUAUGCUUCAGUCCCUGCUGCUGCCCGGUCACGUCAGACUGAGAUCCCAGCUGGACGAGGUGCUGGACAUGGAGCUGAUCCAGCAGGAGGUCGAUCACGGAGCUCUGGAUCUCCACCGACUGGCAGGAUACGUCAUCAACACCAUGGCGUCUUUAUGUGCACCUGUGCGGGACCCAGCGAUCAGGGCACUGAGGGACCUCCGGGACCCUGUGGAGCUCCUGAGGGAGAUCUUCCGCGUCUUGGGCCUGAUGAAGACCGACAUGGUUAACUUCACCAUCCAGAGCCUGCGGCCUCACCUCCUGCCGCAGGCCGUGCAGUACGAGAGGGCCAAGUUCCAGCAGAUCCUGGACAAGCAGCCGGCUUGUUUGGACGAUACCACCGCUUGGCUUCAGGCAGCAGCGUCCGAAGAGGCGGCGGCCGUCAGAGCUCGGUCUGAGUCUCCCAGUCCUGACAGCCGAGGUCCCGUCAGCGCCGCCGCUGUCCUCAACCAGGCCUACAUGCGUCUGCUACACUGGGACCCCCAAGACCAGAAAUAUCCCGAGACUGUGCUGAUGGACCGAGCCCGCCUGGACGCCCUGGGCCAGCGGCUCCAGAUGCUGGUCGUGGAGGCGUCGGUGCUGCUGCUGACCAACGCUCAGUGUGGGGGUGCCGUUUUCUCCCUGCAGGGGUUUGUAGGUAAACUCAGGCAGUCCAUCACUGCCCUGCUGGAGGGCAGUCACACCAGGGAAGCUGACCUGAAGGGGGCGUUGCUUGGGCUCGGGGAGACAGUGCUGCAGCUGGUGACCGAAGCUGUGAGCGGCCAGGGAGGAGCAGCGAUGCCUCAGGAGAGCCAGGAUCUGCUGAAAGGACAAAUAUCUGAGCUGUGGAAGGACAACAAUCCUGUCCGCACACUCAUAGGGGAAAGGGUUCAGGGCUUCCUCCAGGCCAUGCUGCAGGGCGGCCUCGCUAAAAGGAGUCCAGAGCUGCCCGCUCCCCUCAGGCUGGUGAGCGCCGAGCUAGCCGAACUGGGGACGGCCUUUGGGCGAAUCAUCCACUUCAACCGAACGGUCUUUGGUCCUUUCUACGCACCCAUCCUCAGGAAACUGCUGUUCCCACCAGGAGAGGCCGAGACCGGUGAGGACUCACGCUAGGCUGAGGGCGACCCACACAAAAGCGGGUGACCUUAAUAUAAGAUGCCAUUUGGCUCUGAAUGUGUAGCUAUAGAGUGUAAAUACAGUAAAUGUUUAAGGGAAAGACAUGAAAGAAAAAGUUGUAUAUUAUUAUAUUUUUUCAGGUGUUUAACAAAAAAGUCUGACUCACAAAUUCAACUCAACAAAUUUUGUAAAACAAAAUGAGAAACGGUUUUCACCCGGACAAGAGUAACAAAUAGUUUGUAGUGUGUUAAUGAAAAGAGUCAUAACAAGAGACUGAUCAUGAAAUGGCUUUGAAAAGAAUUUCCUGAUAAAAACACAUUUGUUGGUUUAACUUCAUCUCAAGAUAAACACCCUCAGGAAAAACAUCAAGUACCAAAGAUUAUGCUAAUAGUUUGUAAAUAAUACGUAUGUAGCUGGUUUCUCUUCUUUAACUUUAUGUUGACAGAUGUUUAUGUAUAAUUUACCAAAGACUGUGCACUUUUUAUGAUUCUUUUUUUUUUUUUGCACGUUUGAUUAUAAACCAAAAAUAUACUCAAUGUUUCCCCUAGAGUAGUUGGUAUUAGUGGGAGGUGGUGUACCAAACAGGUACUUAUUUGUAUAUAAAGUAUAUAUCAAAUUGAUUAAUUUUCCAUUUUUCGACAGCCCUGAUUCACUCCACUAAACAAAUCAAAAUACUGAUAUCAAAAUUCUGUAAGGCAUCACCGUUCACCUCGAUGAAUUUAAAACAAUAUUCUGGGAGAACUAUUACUGGAUACACUUAUAACGGGCGAAGCUAAACACAAAACCAAACAAACUGAAAGCUUAAAGGUGCUAUUGAUAACAUUGAUAACAUUCAGCCACUAGAUGUUCCAUUGCAUUUAUCUUACAACAGAUGGUUGCCAGUUUGUUGGACAACCUGCAUAUUUUAUGGUGGAGUGGAGUGAGACUCUUUGAUGAAUCUUUUAUGGUAAAGUAAUGAAGUCAUUUUGCAGCAUGUAGCUAUAGAUCUACAUUAGGGUUGUAUGUGUGUGUGUGUGUGCGCGGCACCCCUUCCCCUGCUGCCGUAGUUUCAACUGGGAGAUCAGCUGUUCUAGCGCGAAGCAUUGUAAAACACACUUCAUUCAAACUCGACAGAAACAAAAUAAAACUCACCAAAAUCGUCUUGGUUAGUCUUUCUAACAAUCACCAACCCUGGUUCAGUCGGCUACCCUAAAUCCCCUCUGAUAUACAUCUUUGUUAUACAUUGAGGGAACUAUAACGUUUAAUUUAAAUUAUUUGUAUGAAUAAAAAUGUUAUCAUUAACACCUUUAAACAGAGCGCUACAGAUUACUCUCUUGAAACCUGUAAUUUUGUAUUUUUUCUUAUUACUGAAGCGAGUUCCAGGAGUCAGAUAGCAUAUUUUCAUAUUGUACGAAAUUAAAUAAUGAAUGAAUAUAUUAUAAUUUGCAGAACGGUUAGCAUAAGGGAUUUGUAUCCAUAAAACAUGCUGGUGUGAUCCUUUAACAGCUCCGAGCAGAACUGAUGACAAAACUUGCGCGAGUCACAGAGGUAAGCAUUUUCUGAAACAUUAAAUUCUUGGCAAUCUUUUCAAAUGGUCUUUUAUCAACAUUUCCUGCUGUGUUGAAGGUAUACAUACAGUCGCUUUCGUGUCAUAGUUGGUGGCGUGGUUUAGGGCUGAGUAGUCGUGGGGGAAACAAUCCUUUUCCACCACCCGGAUAUGCUAGGAAAGCGCAGUUUUUAAUAUCAUAAAUUUACGUACAAAAGUGCCAUGUCUUAUAUAGAGUCCUUAUCCUCACUUGACAAAGAACGUUACAUACAAAAAGUAGACAGAAUCUGAGUAGAUUAUUGUCCAUGUCUUAUAAAAGACUGCACAAAUGAUCCAACUAAAUGGCCCAAGUGCCAUUCCCAGAUAUUUUCUGCUAUCUGGGUGAAUCGCCUGGUGAGUGACAUUUAAUCAGUAUAUGAAUUAAACCUUUAUAAUAUCAAUACCCUACAGCCAUAUAAUGUUAUGAUGUAAUAAACUUGAAUAUUUGAGGGAACUUCAUGCAGUUUCAAGACAGUAGCAACGGUAAUGUUACUCAAUGCCAUUAGCCUAUGUUUUGACAUGUGCAAUAUCACGUAGGGAUUUACACACAGUGCAACCUCAAGAACUGCAGUACCUUGGAGGCUCACAACUUCUUUACCAGUGGCUUUGCAGGGGUUGCAAUCCAUCACAAAAUGUCUAGGUCAGACACUCAUCUGUUUUGUUGUGAUGUGAAGCCAUCCUGGAGAGUGACAGAAAAGCUUCAUCAGACCUGGGUUGCUGUACAGGGGAAUGGUACAAUCCUGACGGUCUCCUAUCAGAUUCUGUCUCUCUGUUAGGUAAAAUAUAAAACUUUAGGUUCAGAUUUUUACGUUUAUUUGACGUGCAGAAAUCCACACAGCAGCUUUUGAGCAUGGCAGCGAAUGCUUUGUUUUCCCCUACGGCGUAAACCGGAUGUGACGUAUUGUGGGCAUUGUCAAGAAUGCCGACUGUAUGUAUUUUCAGAAUACUCAAAGCUUCCUUUAACCAUAUAAUUAAAAGAAUAUUUAGUCUUUUGCACCAUAAAAUAGAUUUUUAACCAGUUUCUGAAACUGCAACUAUAUUUACUAGUCCAGGUAGCCAGAAAUAUCACAGCACCUUGCACAUUUGGCAUGGCACAAGUUACUGUACUGUAUAUAAAAAUAGAAUCUAAUGGAAAGUAACAUUAUUAUAAACAAAUAUAACUGACGUAAAACUUUGUAUUUUUUUUAUUUACAUAGUUAGAAGAGAGGAUUCUGGAAAUACCAUCAACACAGCAAUAAUGAUCUGGCACUUUAAGAAAUCAGAUGCUUGGCUCUGUGACUUGAAUGUAAUAUAACACAUGGUACUCACAAACUGGGGCUAAUUGCUGGGUGAGAUUAGAAGUCGCACCAUUCACUAAUCACUACAGCAGGGGAAACACUGAUAGUAUAAUUGUACAUUAUAAUUACCAUAUUGAUAUGUUGUCGCUUUGAAUUUUAAACAGCUGGUGUAAUGUUUUCCUUGUGUUUUAUUUUUUAACCAUAAAACAAAAUCAAUGCUGA